Messenger RNA from Condylura cristata (star-nosed mole), 2671 nucleotides. RefSeq names its product component of oligomeric golgi complex 7 (gene COG7). The record is from RefSeq and is a predicted model, not a curated record. The transcript is spliced from 17 exons. Lineage: Eukaryota; Metazoa; Chordata; Mammalia; Eulipotyphla; Talpidae. Bases 167 to 2479 code for a protein of 770 amino acids. Gene Ontology annotation, biological process: Golgi organization; intracellular protein transport; retrograde vesicle-mediated transport, Golgi to endoplasmic reticulum. Gene Ontology annotation, cellular component: COG complex.
CAUUUCCAGCCGGCUCCCUGGAGGCGCUGGUCGAGGAGCCGCGGGGGGCGAGUGGCUGGUGCCGAGGAUUCCGUGGUGCCGCCUCCCAGCCCGUCGGCUCCUGCUGCGAGUGGCCGCCCGGAGCCAGCUCUGACGGCCUGGCUGACAGGCCUGAGGCGGCGCGGCCAUGGACUUCUCCAAGUUCCUGGCCGAAGACUUCGACGUGAAGGAGUGGAUCAACGCGGCCUUCAGGGCCGGCCCCAAAGAGGCGGCGGCGGGGAAGGCGGACAGCCACGCGGCCACGCUGGUGAUGAAGUUGCAGCUGUUCAUCCAGGAAGUGAACCACGCGGUGGAGGAAACGAGUCUCCAGGCCCUUCAGAACAUGCCCAAAGUGCUCCGGGAUGUCGAAGCCCUUAAGCAGGAGGCGUCUUUUCUGAAAGAACAGAUGAUUCUGGUCAAGGAGGAUAUUAAAAAGUUUGAACAGGACACAUCUCAGUCGAUGCAGGUUUUGGUCGAAAUCGACCAGGUGAAGUCCAGGAUGCAUCUGGCUGUGGAAUCGCUCCAGGAAGCAGAUAAGUGGAGCACGUUGAGUGCCGACAUCGAGGAGACUUUUAAAACUCAAGAUGUGGGUGUGAUUUCUGCCAAGCUAACGGGUAUGCAGAACAGCUUAAUGAUGCUUGUGGAUACUCCAGACUACUCGGAGAAGUGUGUGCACUUGGAGGCUUUGAAGAACAGGCUGGAGGCAUUGGCGAGCCCCCAGAUAGUGUCUGUAUUCGCUGCUCAGUCCGUAGAUCAGGCCAAAGCAUUUGUGAAGAUAUUCACCGAGAUUGACCGGAUGCCCCAGCUGCUUGCAUACUACUACAAGGGUCACAAGGUGCAGCUGUUAGCAGUCUGGCAGGAGCUCUGCCAGAGUGACCUGCCCCUGGACCAGCAGCUCACUGGAUUCUACGAUGCCCUGCUGGGCGCUUGGCACACAGAGGUCCAGUGGUCUACACAGGUUUUCAAGAACCCCUACGAGGUGGUGACCGUGCUGCUGAUUCAGACCCUGGGGGCCUUGCUGCCCUCUCUGCCAGUCUGCCUCAGCGCCGGUGUGGAGCGGGCCGGGCCUGAGCUGGAGCUCACCAGGCUGCUGGAGUUCUACGACACCACCGCCCACUUUGCCAAGGGGCUGGAGAUGGCGCUGCUCCCCCACCCACAUGAGCACAACUUGGUCAAAGUCAUGGAGCUGGUGGAUGCUGUGUAUGCUCCGUACAAGCCCUACCAGUUGAAGUAUGGCGACAUGGAAGAGAAGAACCUUCUCAUUCAGAUCAGCGCGGUGCCUUUGGAGCAUGGAGAGGUCAUCGACUGUGUGCAGGAGCUGAGCCACUCCGUGACCAAGCUCUUCAGCCUGGCGUCUGCAGCUGUGGACAGAUGCAUCCGAUUCACCAGUGGCCUGGGGACCUGUGGCCUGCUGACAGCCCUCAAGUCCCUCUUUGCCAAGUACGUGUCUGACUUCACCAGCACGCUCCAGUCAAUACGGAAGAAGUGCAAGCUGGAUGAGAUUCCUCCCGACUCCCUCUUCCAAGAAGACUGGACAGCUUUUCAGAACUCCAUCAGGAUAAUAGCCACCUGUGGAGAGCUCUUGAGGCACUGUGGAGACUUCGAGCAGCAGCUGGCAAACAGGAUCCUGUCCACAGCCGGGAAGUACCUCUCCGACUCCUACGGCCCCCGGAGCCUGAGCGGCUUUCAGGACAGCAUCCUGACGGACAAGAAGAGCUCUGCCAGGAACCCGUGGCAGGAGUAUAAUUACCUCCAGAAAGACAACCCUGCUGAAUAUGCCAGCUUAAUGGAGAUACUUUAUACCCUCAAGGAAAAAGGGUCAAGUAACCACAACCUGCUGUCCGCCUCUCGCACGGCUUUGACGCGCCUGAACCAGCAGGCCCACCAGUUGGCUUUUGAUUCCGUCUUUCUGCGCAUCAAACAGCAGCUGCUGCUUGUCUCCAAGAUGGAGAGAUGGAACACCGCCGGCAUUGGAGAAACCCUCACUGACGACCUGCCCACCUUCAGUCUCACCCCUCUCGAGUACAUCAGCAACAUCGGCCAGUAUAUCAUGUCCCUGCCCCUGAAUCUCGAGCCCUUCGUGACUCAGGAGGACUCUGCCUUGGAGCUCGCCCUGCACGCCGGCAAGCUGCCGUUUCCUCCCGAGCAAGGGGAUGAAUUGCCCGAGCUGGACAACAUGGCUGACAAUUGGCUGGGCUCGAUCGCCAGAGCCACGAUGCAGACCUACUGUGACGUCAUCCUCCAGAUCCCUGAGCUGACCCCGCACUCUACCAAGCAGCUGGCCACCGACAUCGACUACCUGAUCAACGUGAUGGACGCCCUGGGCCUGCAGCCGUCCCGCAUGCUCCAGAGCAUCGCCACGCUCCUGAAGGCCAAGCCCGAGGAGUACAGACAGGCCAGCAAGGGCCUGCCCCGCCGCCUGGCCACCACCGUGGCUGCCAUGCGGGGUGUGGACUCCUGACCCCGUGGCCCGCCGAGAGGGGUGCCCGGACUCUCUGGAGGGGGCCUGCCCUAGAAACCCCCCAGGAUUGGGCAGAGCUGGUUUGGAAAGACUUGUUUCAUUUGUAAAAUCUAAGUUUGUACAUGAGAGGAAUGUUAUUUAUUAAAGAGGGAUCUUUCAGAUGAUUUCUUUAAAAUGUUGAAAAUGUCAUUA